AGUAACGUUUGUGAACUGCAUUGCGGCGGGCCUUAGCUCGCCUGCUGGCCGUGGAGUCUCUUCUCUCCUCACUCACCCACCCACCCACUCUAACACACACGCACACACACCUAUGCGACUCAUCACGCAUCCUAGCUGCAGAGUGGUUGGUGCUGGCCUCUUCCCCAGCUCCGUUGGUUCCCCGCUGUCCCAAGCGCAUCGCCGCGUCUCCAUCGCCGGUGGUGGCCGGGGGGACCUGUUUAAGCGCCACGCCGCGCAGUACAAAGCUCCGUGGGCCGGUGCGGCUCGCGGCAUCCGCCACCUGUCCGAGUCGACCGAGCCGCAAGACGGGCAGCUGCACAUCCGCAAGCUACGAAGCCACAUCGCGUAUGAUCACAAGUACUCGGGCGGUGGUCAUCAUCGCCCUGCCAUCGCAGCUUGGUCGUACAUAGUCCCUUCGCUGCGUAAGAAUGUGGAGGUUGCCUGCACAGAUGUGUUGUACAACACGCUGCUCGCGGGGGAGGUGGCUUUGUCGACGCCGCAGCAGCAGCAGCUGAGAGAGGCGCAGAAUCUUUUCCGCUUCGAACUGCAGCAGCGCAUAGGUCUUCUGGAGGACAGUCUGGCGGAGGCGGAGCUGUCGUAUCUGAUCCAGUGGCCGUCCCUGUUCCAGCGUGUAUGGCUGCGCCUUCCUGUGCAUCUGUCAAAGCCGGGGGAAGGUGCGGCUGAGUAUGCAUCCAACAGCACCAGCAUUGCUGUUGCCUUUUCUGCUUCGUCUUGCUCGUCCUUAGCACCGUCGUCCGCAGCUCCCCUGCCCAUCUCCACCACAGUCUGGGCAUCGACCACGUCUUCCGUCGCCUCAACGCUUCCUGCCACGGCGACAGCAACAGGAAGGGCCCCGUCGUCUGCGGGUCCAGACCGCACCGGCUCGUCGUUUCAGUCCCGCCUGGACCGUCUUACGCGACACGUGGUUGAAUUUGUGGAGGGUGAACUGAAGGCGCUAGAGAUGGCCGCCCCUUCACGAGAAGACGGAGCGCCGCGCAGCAGGCGUCAGGUCGCGCUCGAGGCGGCGUGGCGCGCGCAGUGGCGGUCCGCCGUGCAAUGGCAUUUGGACGAGCUCCAAUAA
Leptomonas pyrrhocoris is the source of this 1102-nucleotide messenger RNA. RefSeq lists its product as hypothetical. NCBI's taxonomy places the organism in Eukaryota, Euglenozoa, Kinetoplastea, Trypanosomatida, Trypanosomatidae. The record is from RefSeq and is a predicted model, not a curated record. The transcript has a single exon. The coding region runs from base 113 to 1102 and encodes 329 amino acids.